AUGAUUCGAACAAUAUCUUCCAAACCCAAAUUGAUUAGAGUAUUAGGUUUAAUCAUAGGUUCAUUUAUUUUAUUUAAUUUAAUAUAUACAUUUUAUACAUCAUCUACAGAUUCAACAAAUGUCAAAGCAUAUUUAGCCAAUCAAUUAGAAGAAAGAAAUAGGCAAUUGGAGAAUAAACAACAAGAGAUUGAUAGUUUACAGAGACAACUUCAAUUACUACAAGUACAAGAACCAGGAUAUAAAAUCAACCAACCCACAGAACAACAAAAAACCACCCACCAACCAGUUGACAAGAUCAAAGCCUAUUCAGAUAGAAUAGCUGCUCUUGAAAACCCAUCCAAUUUUACCCAACCCGAAGGCUACCCCAUAUCAACACAACUAGUCAGUCCAAGAUUAAAAGAUCCUUCACUCGACUCUUCUAUACAAUGUUUUCUUACCUAUUACAACUAUGUAAAAUAUUAUUCAGAUGUUGAUGUGCAUCCAUCUAUUGGAGCACCUCAUCGUUAUCAACAAUCAGAGUUUGAAUAUCUAGUUCCAACACCAAAUCCAUCAUUUGGAAAAGUUUCAAAAUCAGCAGAUAUCCUCAUGGAAAUGGCUGCUAUUGAAUUAACUCGUACAUCCAAUUUUGAUGAAGCUACAAAAAGACAAUUAGAUACUUUGGAAAUUAAAAAAAUUGAAGGAAAAAAUAUGGAAGAAUUUCAAAAAGAAGAAAAACAAGAAAAUGAAUUAAAAGCAUUACAAGAGAAAUUAAAUUUAGUAGAGAUUCCACCAUUCUUUCAAUUACCUCUUCCAGUAGCUCAUCCUCAACCUUUGAUACCUGCACCCUAUUUAUUCCUUCAUAUACCUAAAACUGGUGGUAAUUCUAUUCAUUCUUUAUUCCAACAUACUUUUAAAUCCCAUGCAACUCAACAUUGGACUUCUCCAGAUUAUGGAGAAUCAUAUACAAAGAUUAUAGGAAAGAAAUCAAUUGUUGGACAUUUUAAUUAUGGUCUUCAUUUUUAUUUACAAGAGGCUGGUAUUAAUCAACAUUCCUAUUUAACUUUAUUAAGAGAUCCUGUUGAUCGUGUCAUUUCUCAUUACUACUAUCAUCGUGAGAGAAAGGAAGAUGAGGGUCAUGCUCUGGCAAUCAAUUCAACCAUUGAAGAAUGGACUGAUACUCCAAGAGGUCAAAAUGAACAAACUAGAGUUUUAUCUGGUAUCACUUCAUACACUGAAGAUUUUCCAUCAAUGGAAUCUUUUAGAAUGGCUUUAUCUCAUUUAAGAAAAAUGAAAUUUGUUGGAUUGACAGAAAGAUAUGAAGAAACAGCAAUUUUAAUGAAAUAUUAUUGUGGAUUAAAUUCAGUUUCCAUUACUCAAGCCAAUAAGAGAAAAGAUCGUACCAUGGAUAGCAAGGUCAGCCAAGACGUUCGAAUGUUAAUUAAAGAAAAGAAUUGGAUGGAUGUCUAUCUCUACGAAGAGGCUGUUAAAAUGUUUGAAAGACAAUUAGAUAUUGUUGGUCGUGAUAUUGUUAAAAGUGAAAUGAAAAAGAAGAUAUAA
Molecule: messenger RNA, 1536 nt
Organism: Cavenderia fasciculata
Lineage: Eukaryota; Evosea; Eumycetozoa; Acytosteliales; Cavenderiaceae
Exons: 5
Coding region: 1-1536 (511 amino acids)
Cellular component (GO): membrane
Molecular function (GO): sulfotransferase activity
Source: RefSeq, a predicted model, not a curated record